Bradysia coprophila is the source of this 2304-nucleotide messenger RNA. It is a transcript of the gene Hsf, whose product is annotated as Heat shock factor. Lineage: Eukaryota; Metazoa; Arthropoda; Insecta; Diptera; Sciaridae. Gene Ontology annotation, biological process: regulation of DNA-templated transcription. Gene Ontology annotation, molecular function: DNA-binding transcription factor activity; sequence-specific DNA binding. The record is from RefSeq and is a predicted model, not a curated record.
CAAAACCCGAUGAUUGACAUAAUAUUUACCAGAGAGAAAAAAAGAAUCAAAGAAUUGCGUGUGUUUCAUCACGUUUUUUAUGUUUAAAAAAAUCGAAUACAAAAGUGAAAUAUCGACAAAAUGCGUACAUUUAGUGAAACUGCAACUGGUGUACCAGCUUUUCUAGCCAAAUUAUGGCGACUUGUCGAGGAUCCAGACACAAAUCUAAUUUAUUGGCAAUCUGAUGGUCGAAGCUUCAUCAUACAGAAUCAGGCUCAAUUCGCUAGAGAACUUCUUCCACAGAAUUACAAGCACAACAAUAUGGCCAGUUUUAUCCGGCAACUUAACAUGUAUGGUUUUCAUAAAAUUGCUUCAAUUGAUAACGGUGGCCUCAAAUUCGACAAAGAUGAAAUGGAGUUUUCCCAUCCAUGCUUUCAACGUGAUAAUCCUUACCUACUGGAGCACAUUAAGCGAAAAAUUGCGACCACAAAGCAAGCACCGGAAGACAAAGCAGCUAUCAAACCCGAAAUAGUCAAUAAAGUUAUGAGUGAAGUGAAAGUUGUACGUGGUCGACAGGAUACACUAGAUUCACGAUUCUCAGCAAUGAAACAGGAAAACGAAGCUUUGUGGCGUGAGAUUGCCGUUCUGCGACAGAAGCACAUGAAGCAGCAGCAAAUCGUUAACAAAUUAAUUCAAUUUUUGGUAACAUUGGUGCAACCGUCAGCUCGUGGCGGAGCCGGAAUGAAUGCAAUGAAUGGUGUAAAGCGACGGUUCCAAUUGAUGAUCAAUGACGUGCCUGAUGCGACAAAAAAGCGUAAACAUAGUCAAGAUUCCGGGCCGGUCAUUCAUGAGCUCACCGAAGAUUUACUAGAUGACUGCAACUAUGACUAUGAUACGCCAAUUGAUUCUCCGACCAUACUAUCGCCGAAGGCUUUAUCAACAACACAAGAUGGAGAUGAGGUGUCUAGUCCAACAAAUUUUAGAGUAGAAAGGAUGGCAGACUUAAUUAAUCAUUCAAACGCAAACGCUGACGACGAUACAAACGAUGAUGAAGUUAUUGUACCAGAAGACGGCGUCAGCUACAUCAUCGAUGAACACCCAAAAAAUUACGAGUGGAUGAACUCCAAUAGUGCAACGGGAAACGGUACCAAUCAAAUUAAAGCCGAACCGGUUCAGGAAUACGUGAUUUCCUACGUAAAGCCAGGAACACAAGGUAAAACCAAAAUCGAAACAAAAGUUGCAGCAAAACCGUUUGUAGCGCCAAAGUCACAAUCGCCCGGAACAAGUUUAUUGAAUCAACAGCAGACUACGAAAAAACGGCCCCAGUUACUGUUAAAGAUGAACAAACCGAUUCGCAAUGAUGGAAAAGUGAUUCAAUCGGUUGUGGGACCCAGCAAAGUUGUUGUCACGAAAAAGCCAACCACCGUUACUACUGCUACUACCAACCGAAACGAGAAUGUUAGAAAGGCGGCUUCAAAGUCUUACACGAACCAAAGUGACUUCAAUGACUCGGACAUGCCGCACGAUUUAUUUGAAUCGACGGAUGAAACAAUAUCGCCGAUGUUAAAUAGUGAUAUCAAUGUGGCAUCAGGCUCGUACAAUGCUACUCUAUCAGAUGACUACUCAAAGAAACUGAUGCCGACAAGUUCGAAAAAUUUGGCAAUUGCAAAGUAUAACAACAAACAAGAUGGUGAAGAAAUUCAAUUGAACACGCCGGAAGAUGUUAAUAUGCAACUGGAGAACAUACAAGGAGAUUUGGAUUCUUUGAAAGAGCUAUUCCAAGCUGAUACUGACUAUUCAUUGGAUGCCAACGCAUUAUUCGGGAAUCCAUCGGGAUCAACAUCAUCAACAAAAAAUCGUUUACUGUUAUCACCAUCCGUUGAUAGUGAAUUAUUUUCGAAGAUAUUCGGUGAUCUGGACGCACCAUUUGGACUAUCUUUGAAUCCUGAUUUUCCCAUGGAUAAACGUGACGAUGCUGGUACUUCUGGAUCUGAAUUGAUCAACUAUCAACCAUAUAAUUCCUUAGAUCUGUCGGAAAUUAUGGAUCCGGAUUCAGCGCUGGCAGGCAUUGAGGAUAAACAAAAUGAAAAUGCCGAUGAUGAUUCAUUAUUAAAUGCACCAGAACUGAAUACGCCACGAAUCGAUAAAAAGACUAUUUCAUUCAACACAAAAUAAUAAUUCGAAGCAAUUUAAUUGUCCAGAUUUUUCUUUUUGUUUACAACCACAAUUUAACCACAGAAUUUAACUUUCAUUUAACAUUUCAAAUACUUAAUUUAAUGUUUUCUUUAAAAAAAAAACGGUCACCCUGUGCUCAGCACAUAAUGU